Molecule: messenger RNA, 750 nt
Organism: Ylistrum balloti
Lineage: Eukaryota; Metazoa; Mollusca; Bivalvia; Pectinida; Pectinidae
Exons: 8
Coding region: 1-750 (249 amino acids)
Source: RefSeq, a predicted model, not a curated record
AUGGCCACUUCUCCAGUAGCCAGCGAAUCAACGUCCAGUUCGGAUACCAAGGAGCUGGAGGUCCUCCUCCCGUCCUUUCUCCGUCAGGCGACGGCUUUCCAGCAGAUGGGAAAAGAACUUGACAAUUAUAUGAAAGGGUCUCGAAGCAUGAAGAUUGUGGUUGACGGUAUCAACAAAACAGUUACCUCCCUUUGUGACAAGUCGUGGCCUCGUGUUGAGGAAUUCGCAGCUCUGUUAGAGGACCAAGCACAGCUAUGGUCAAUAUUGGAAAUCGAUAUCCAGAAGAUGGGAAGAGGUUUCAAACACUUUGGAGAACAAUUCUACAUGGUACUGAAAGCAAUUGACCUUCGUAAGAAAACUAGGAAAGAAUACGCCGAGCUGAGGGCUAACGUUAAGAAACAAGAUGAAAGUUUCAUGGUGAAGAAGUCAGAGAAGGCAAAGGCGCGGCAUCAUAUGGAGACAAAGCUUGCCGAAUGUCUUGACAUCGACCGAUGUUUGGUGAUACGGAUAAAGGAAAUACAGCUUGGACAACGUCGUUUUGUGGCAGAACAGUACAGUCAGUUCAUGGCUGCCCAAGCUGGAUUUUGUAAGGACACACUAGAGAUAUUAAAUAUGGUACCCGAUAUAUUGACGGGGUUCUUGCCCAAAAAGUCUCCUCGGUGUCCAAAACCAGAAAAAAAGAAGUUGGACCUUCCAGUCCCCAAACCUCCAAAGAAGAAAAAUGCCACGAGGCGACAACAAGCACAAUGA